Staurois parvus is the source of this 315-nucleotide messenger RNA. The record is from the annotation of a GenBank genome assembly. Lineage: Eukaryota; Metazoa; Chordata; Amphibia; Anura; Ranidae.
UCAUGGGGCCCCCGGGCAAUAGGAGAUCAUGGGGCCCCUGUGUCCUUGCCCACACCCAAAAAAGCCUAUGAAAAAGGUACCAGGGGCAUCUCAUGGGGCUCCCUACUGACCCCGGGCCCUCGGGCAGUGCCCGAGUGCUCGAAUGGUCAGUCCGCCCCUGGUGGGCUUUUUUGAGUUUGGCCAAGGAGUUGUGAGUCUGUCCCUGGGUAUCAUGAAUUCACAGAUGUACUGCUCUAUAUUGAAAGUGAAGAUGCUACCAUCAAUCUGUGCCCUUGGUCGUUGUGCGUUUCCUACAUGACAAUGAUCCAAAACACA